Molecule: messenger RNA, 1059 nt
Organism: Adineta ricciae
Lineage: Eukaryota; Metazoa; Rotifera; Eurotatoria; Adinetida; Adinetidae
Source: the annotation of a GenBank genome assembly
AUGUUCACUCUUUUUCUAUCCUAUUUCAUGUUUCGAACAUUUCAGGGAAAUGUUUUGAAUGAAGUACAUAUGGUAACAAAACUUCUCAAGGAAAGUGCAGUUCGAAUCGAAGAACUUAUACCUUCAUUUUCUAAGAAAACCUGGUCACAAAAAUUACGAUCAUUGGAUUUAGGGAAAGUACUUCUCGGUGUGUUUCUGGCAACUGGCGUCGGAUUAACCGUAGUUAUGAGUCUUCAAGUUAGAAAUCAUUUUCGACGAACAUUUAAAAUUAUGUUCACAUUUAUAUUUAUCAUAUCAGUUGUACAGAACUGCUACGGAUUUUAUCUGGAGGAAUUGGCGAAAAUCGAUACAGUACUUAUCAAAACUUUACCGCAACAUUGCUUAAGUUAUUCCCAUGGAUUUUUUCAUACGAUGAAACUGGUAUUUACUCGAACAGUACAAGCAUCACAUAAUGAAUGCCUCGAAUAUCAAAAAGCUUUACGUAACGUCCCUCAUGCCCAUGCUACACUAGCGAAAGCUGUAUCGCUAACUGUGGCCCAAUUGUUCAUCACGCCACUUGGUGAGAUUGGCGAAAGCAUCUCGGCAUUUUUUGCUGGUUUAAUGCUUCAUGUGCCUUUUAUUGCAUCACCAAUCGUAAUUUCAUCCGUUCUAUUUUUCUUAUUCAUUCUGAUUAUUACAAGAUCAAAAUAUGCGUUAACAUCGGUCUAUGGACUUUUUAGUUUCCAUCCUGUUGUAACACCUGAUGUAACAAAGUCGCCUCAAUAUUUGGAGAAGGUAAACCAAUUGGAGCUCAAGGAAAAGGAAUGUGAAAAUUUGGAACAGAAAAUAACUGAAUUGAAAAAGCUAAGCCUUCCGCCUCCAAACAAUACGACAUCAUCAGUAGUCGGUCAAAAGUCAGUGAAUAGGAGUACACCUCUUUCCGAUGAAUCGCCGUCUUUAGCUGAACAAACUAUUACACAGGAAAAAGUUCCUUCGUCAAAUCAAGCAACUACAACGAAGGAACAAGAUCAAGACGUACCGACAAAUAAUUCCCAUCAUACGGGCUUUAAAGUUGAUUGA